Messenger RNA from Tarenaya hassleriana, 473 nucleotides. RefSeq lists its product as uncharacterized. The coding region runs from base 109 to 423 and encodes 104 amino acids. The record is from RefSeq and is a predicted model, not a curated record. Lineage: Eukaryota; Viridiplantae; Streptophyta; Magnoliopsida; Brassicales; Cleomaceae. The transcript has 2 exons.
UACAACAACAUCCUUGCACGCGCUUCAGGUCUGCGCCCUAGAUUUCUUCUGUUGUAUCCCUGCCUCAUUCAGCAAAUUGUCAUACGACAAAGUCCAGAAGUGCUCAUCAUGGCUGAAGUUACUGAAAGAAUCCCUCGAGCAAUCACCAUUGAAGCUCGAAUCCAACAGGCCAGAGUGAGCAGAUCUCAACCGACUGGUAGUAUACGUACCCCACUCAUGAAACAUGCCAAGUUGUUGGUUAAGGCUGAAGGACUGUUCACCAAGGGAAUGGAGCUGCUGAGUCAAAUCCGAGCAGAACAUGACAAGUUUCUCACAGAUUAUCUGCAAUGUGGGGGAGAACAUGACCCGGGCACUGAAGAUGGAAGAAAUAUGGACAAAGGCAAAGACAAAGUGGUCGAUGAUAGUGAGGAAGAAGUAGACUAGGGAACAAGCACUGAAUUUAAUUAAUGUCUCGCACUGAAUUUAAUUAAUGU